Wyeomyia smithii (pitcher-plant mosquito) is the source of this 8474-nucleotide messenger RNA. RefSeq names its product afadin (gene cno). The record is from RefSeq and is a predicted model, not a curated record. Gene Ontology annotation, cellular component: adherens junction. The transcript is spliced from 20 exons. Lineage: Eukaryota; Metazoa; Arthropoda; Insecta; Diptera; Culicidae. Gene Ontology annotation, molecular function: cell adhesion molecule binding. Bases 680 to 6889 code for a protein of 2069 amino acids. Gene Ontology annotation, biological process: signal transduction; regulation of protein localization.
UUAGUGACCGUCGCGUUGCCUUUCAAGUUAGUCGAACAAGAGUUAAUCGUCGUGAUUCAUUUCAAGUGAUUCCGGGUUGCCACCGCCCUACAAUUAUUCGAAUAUUUCUACAUUGUGAAGCCUUUCCGAAGAUUUAAGUGUUUUUGAUCUUCGAUCAAACAAUAUUUCAACUACGAAGUUAUGGGAAUGUAACUCGGAAAUCGCGAGUUAUUAGUGUAUGGCAGCAAUUAACGAUGACCUCAUAUCAAACGUGUGAAAGCAUCGUACCUAUACAGCAUAGGAAUUUGCAACACAAAGUGAGAAGUGUAAUCUUCAAUCGAAAGGUGGCUAACAGGUGUAUCGGAUGAAGUUGAGCAAGCUGCGCUGUAGUGUUCACUGAAGUGAGGUGCCCUGAAGAAAACCAGUGAGAUAUCAAGAUUGCAACAAGCGGUAAACGAUGUGAGGCUCACGGUACGCUCGAAUGACACAACCAUCCCAGUUACUUAGCUGUGGCAGUACAUCAAUCGAACGAUACACCGAAGGUAACAACGUUCCGAGUGCUCGUGCAUUAAUUAACUCAACAUAAAAACAAUCGUCUGCUUUCGUACAAAUGCUUGAAAUCACCAAAUAUCCUGGGGCCUAGGUCUCAUCGAAUGCUGUGUUAUCGCUCCAUCAAAUCGAUCCCGUUGCUUGUAGGAUAAUGUCAAUGAAUGAAAAACGAAUGUUGGACCGCGAAACGCUUCGCUCCGUUAUCCAGCAAUGGAAUACGGUUCGUCUGGAUAUAUUUGCUCUAUCAGAGCCAAACGAGAACUUGGAAUUCCAUGGCGUAAUGCGGUUUUACUUUCAAGAUGAAGGGCAAAAGGUGGCAACCAAAUGUAUUCGCGUGGCCUCUGAUGCUACCGUAUCCGAUGUUAUUGAGACAUUGAUAGAAAAGUUCCGCCCGGAUAUGCGGAUGUUAUCUCUACCCAACUAUGCACUAUAUGUAGUACAUGCAAACGGCGAAGAGCGCAAAUUGAAUCCCGAUGAAAAGCCUUUGUUGGUACAGCUCAACUGGCACAAUGACGAUCGGGAAGGUCGCUUUUUGUUGAAAAAUUGUGCUCAGAAAACUAACACUUUGGAUAGCAUCACCGACCAGCCCAGCUUCAAACGGAAGCUGUCGAAACGGGAAAAAAAAGAACAGAAAAAGAGAGAAAAACUCUCCAAGCUGCAGGCUAGCGGAGGUCCACGUUCAGAGAACCAUGUUGCUGAAAAAUUGUACACAGAACUGCCUGAAACGUCAUUCACCCGUUCUAUUUCGAAUCCGGAAGCGGUGAUGCGCCGUCGGAGGCAGCAAAAACUUGAAAAGAAGUUGCAGCAAUUCCGAUCACGUGAUGGAGGUCCCGACACCGGUGGGACGCUAAAGAUUUACGGUGAAAGUCUAUGUCGCGAUGUGCCUUAUAAAACCUUGUUACUCUCGAUACGAGACUGUGCUCAGGCCGUAGUCCGGGAAAUGCUCGCAAAGUACGGUAUGGAUAAGGUAGAUCCGCUGCAUUAUUGUUUGGUGCAGGUAAACAGCGAUGGGUCGGAAUACAUUCUAGACGAUGACGAGUGCCCUUUGUCGAUUUUGAUGAACCAUCCCACAUCGCGAGGAUCCAUUAUGUUUCACGUUCGCCGACGACCAGCUGAUUCUCAGACACGAAGACGGAAGAAAAAACCGCUGGGUGUUUCAAACGGUGGAGGAAAUUUGAGUGGCGACCGGGAAGGUCCAAUGUUGAUCGAAAUAACUCACAGUGGCGACGGUGGACGGCGAGUUAAGUUGGGCAGCGAACCUAUCGAGGUCGGCUCUGCAAACACAAACGCGUUGCAACUAUUUGGUCCGUCUAUCCAGGCACGACACUGUCUGAUUUCGUUGCAUGACGGCGUAUGCACUGUGACACCUCUGCAUGCCGAUGGGACCACUUUUGUUAACGGGCAUCACAUUCAACAGCCAACAAUUUUGCAUAAUGGUUCGGUGGUGAUGUUCGGACGGGUGGCAUCCUAUCGUUUCGUGGACUCGCCCUCUGAUGGUCGAUACAACCUAGCCCUUUCCCAAUCGCAGCUCGAUUCCGCCUGUUUAUAUGAAAGCCGAUCGCCCACUUCACCUACCUCCUGGAAUGAAGAAGAGAGCCGCCCUAUCAGUCCGGUAAGUUCAGUUCAACCAGUUUCAAACCAGAAACUGAGCAGUUUCCUGGAUUCAACCGACGGUGGAAAAAUACUAGAUCAGCAACAAAUAACCAAACCACCAUCAUUCGAUAUUCAACACAAUAUACCAACGUCUGCUGCACCAUCAUCGACAAUGUCAGGGAACAUGGGAUCGUCUCAUUCUCAAAUACAUCAAACGCAAAAUUUGCUUAUGACAAGUGUGGACUCGGUGGAUAUGAUUUCGACUGUUGGUGGUGUGGCUUUGAAUGAUGACACCAAAAGUAUUGCCACUGCUGAUUUCAAUGAAAACGAUAUUGGUAAUACCGAAACAGAGACGAAAUCGAUAUCUAGUUUAAAAUCUAUUGGAUCAACACAAGACAGGAUCAGUACAUUCCCUAAACUACAACCAUCGCAUGCGGCAGCAUCAAUUUCAAGUGAACCCGGUGGCCAGGAACCGAUUUUACCCGCUGUACUCGAGUUUCCUGAACAGCAUCAGGAAGCUUUUCUGCAGGCAGUUAUCAGCGAAUUAGAUGUCAAUUCACCUAACUUUAAGCUAGCCCCAGUAUACACACUAUAUCUUUGUGCUAGGUACCGCGCCUCCACUCACUAUCGUCCAGAUUUACAGCCAACAGAGCGUGCCCACAAGUUAACAGUAUUCCUACAUCAUGUUGCCAAUCUGAUUCAGAACGUUGUUCAAGAGCAGUACACAGAUGCCAAAAUUUUGUCAUUUUGGAUGGCAAACAGUUCCGAGUUUUUGCAUUUUCUCAAAUCCGAUAGACACAUCUCGGCCUUCAGUGUGCAGGCGCAGGAAGUCUUGGCUGAGAGUGUACAAACAGCAUUCCGAAAUUUGGUGUCAAUUUUCCACGUAGAGCUAUCGCAAACGCUAAACCAGUUUCUAUCCGAAAACAUCGACCACGAUUCUGCAGCAGGUUUGGUGCUAUCCGUUUUAGGCUCGGCAAUGGCAUUAUUGCGACGGUGUAGAGUCAAUGCCGCUCUCACAAUACAGCUUUUCUCUCAACUUUUUCAUUACAUCAACGUGGUGUGUUUCAACAAGUUUGUCACGACGUCCCACAUGUGCACCAGUGCCUGGGGUAAAGCUCUAAGUGAACGACUCUCACUACUGGAAUUGUGGGCCGAAAAGCAAGGUCUCGAGCUAGCAGCUGACUGCCAUUUGGCUAAAAUUAACCAAUGCGCACAGUUUCUUCAGGCACCAAAAACAUCUGUUACCGAAGUCCAACAACUGGUGUGUUCUUGUUUCCGGUUAAACUCGCUUCAAAUGGCUGCUUUGCUCUCGCAGGAAACUAUACCCCGAAACUUGAUUGAUGCUACCGUUCGAAUGGCCGAGUCGGUCGCCGAUGAGUUGAGUCGGGCAGAUGGUCGAGAAAUUCGAUUAGAAGAGUCGCCUGAAUUGCCACUAGCAUUGCUUCUUCCGGACGACGGUUUUAGUUGCGACGUAGUACGUGGUAUUCCGGCUGGUUUGGUAGAUUUUCUAAGUCCAUUCCAAAUGGCAAAUAUGUGUAGGCUUGCCUCUCAACCCACCAGCAUUGGCCUAUGGACAGUCUACAUGCAUCAGUUUAAUGGUCGAUCGCCUAGUGUUAUGUCUAGUAAAUUACCACAACCAGAAAUUCAAAUUAUUAAGCUGCACAAAAACGCGAACGGCAUGGGCCUGUCGAUUGUAGCUGCUAAGGGAGCUGGUCAAGAACGCUUAGGAAUUUAUAUCAAAUCGGUGGUAACAGGGGGUGCAGCAGAUUUGGAUGAUCGUUUACAGGCAGGGGACCAGUUAUUGGAAGUAGAUGGACAAAGUCUAAUCGGAAUCACCCAAGAACGGGCAGCGGAUCAUCUAGUGCGCACUGGACCGGUAGUAACAUUGAAAGUCGCAAAACAAGGAGCCAUUUAUCAUGGGUUGGCAACCCUGCUGCAACAGCCAAGUCCAGUUAUACAACGCGGUGGCAGAAGAAUGUCUGAACGAGACAUGACACGAAUAGGUACCAACGACCCCAGUAAACCAUCCAUACCUGCAUCUUCUGGACAACAAUUAAUCAACAGUAAAUCAGUUCCUGCUUUACACCACGUUGGCAACAUUGGAUCAUCAUCUAACAAAUCCCGUAGUAUUCACAACCUAGCGGGAGGAAGUAGUCAGGAUCAAGGAUUUUAUCAAAAUCUUAGCGUUUAUCGUGCACAGAAUCAAAGCCAUCCUAACUUAGGCGAAAGACCUCCUAUGCCAUUACAAAACUCACUCAAUUCGCCGGGUGCAUCAAACAGCAGUGGUAACAGCGGCAUGCAACAAAUACAGCAGCAGCCACUUUUAAGCCGUCCAGCAUCUGCCUAUUUCAAUAGCAAUAAUAAUACCAACCCAAACACCUUAUUGCCAACAACACCAAACAACUCGAUGUCGUACGCAAUGCCCAACCAACCGCAACACCAACAAGCCAUAAACACUAAUAUAUCACACCCGAAUCUAACUGCUGCUGCCGGUUCUAAUACAAUGAAUAAUCGCUUCCAAAAAAUACAACAGCAACAUCAACAACAAGCUAGCGGGAAUAAUUUUGUACGUGAAUCACAAGGACAACAAAGCCUUCGACUAAAUCAAAUAAUGGCACCAUCGAUGCCAAAUAUUGCCCAUUCUUUCCAACAACAACCAACGCAGCAACCUCAUCAGCAUUCGACUCAGCACCCUAGUGGUUUAUCAGCUAGUCAGAGUAUGCAAAACGUUAAUAUGAUUGCCAGUGGGGGCAUUGGCUAUCAGAAUGGUAGUCCCAUGAUGUCACCACAACUGUAUUUGAAUGAACAACAGCAGCAACAACAACAACAACAAGCCUCGCUACUUCGCGGUCAAGCGAAAAUAGCAGAGAUGAACGAGCUAAUCAAGCGGCGCAAUCAACCUGUGCCCACGCAGCAGCGACCCAUAAAUCAAGAUUCUUCUAUGAUGCCAUCCCCUUCCAUGCCGCAGCAGCUUAGCUACAGUGGUACUAGUCCCCGUCCAAGUACUCCAUUAGCCUCUCAUAAACAGUUACCUCCAACGACAGCACCGAAACCACAUAUGCGUCCUGGGGUAUCAGAUCAAGAGCACCCUCCUCUUCCGCCAACUAAUACACAUCCUCUAUUCAAAACAGCUCCAAGCACUAGUAAUAACUCUACUGUUAAUGCGUACAGUUCGUCCGACCCCCCAAAAGUGGGCUUUUAUCCUACAAUGCCAACGCAGUCUAAGAACAUCGCUCCGGGAAGCAAUCCGUGGGAACGUGAGGAGAAGGAAAAGGAAACUGAGAUACGUAGAGAGCAAAUAAGAGCAUGGCGCGAUCAGCAAAUUGCUGAAUUACAAUCUAUGCCUCAGCGAUCUCCGCAGCAGGACGAACAAUUGCGCACCCUCAUGCUCGAACGAGAUUUCGAAAAACGUGCUAUGGAGGAAGACACCGAUUUUGAUAACGAUACUUCUCCAUAUGGCAAGGACUCUUCAGGAGUUCAAGAAGUUUUAAGACUUACACAAACACAAAACACCAUUUCAGCACCGUUAACUAAGAUGAAACAAGUCGACAUUAAGACUUCAUCUACCCAAAGUCUGGAAACUGCUUAUAAUGAUGUACAACCCGUCAACACUGUGGCAAACACUAUCGCGAGUUUCCAGCAGCAAGUCGCUUCCGCUAGUGCAUCAAUUCAACCGAAAAGCAUUCUUAAACAUAACAAUAGCACACCAUCUUCUCCCUCAAAAAGUACUGUGAAGUCAGCCAGCUUUGCGCAUCAUGACAAACAGCUCAAUCUCAGUGAAAUCACAAUGAACAACACCAACGCAAACCAGAUGUUAUCACAGAUGGCAAUCGACAUGGGCCAGCUAAAUCUGGUCGAUCAGACAGAAGAAGAAACGGCUGAAAAUCAGCCGAAUGGUUAUUCUCAGGAUUCACUCAGUAGCGACAACCAAGGAACGGCACCACCUCCACCACCGCCGGAACGUAAUAGUUCAUACGUGAUAAUGUCCCAGCAGCAAAAGAUUCGUAAUAGUGCUACAAAGUUGACUUUCAACAACGCAAAUAUGAUUAUGACAGAUCAUCAACAACAACAAAAUGUUAUUAAUAACAACACCAAUAGUAGCACACUUGUAAGACACAGCAACAAUCUUUUGACAACAGCACCAACUUCCGCAACUUUACUGCCUAGUUUCGGAGUUGUAACUAGCACAAGCAAUACUCCAGUCAGCUCGAACAAUAAUAUCAACAACAACUACACCGCAGCUAACCUUGCUAAUGCCGCGUUCAGAGAUAACAAACGCGUUUCUUUUCACGAUGAAGAUGCGGCUGCAGCUGCCAAUAUGCUUAAUAACAACAGCUGCGGAGGUUUCUUCUCCGGCAACACCAGCAACAUUGGUAGCAGCUAUACUGAGGCAGGACAUUUAAUUGGCAGCAGUGGAGCUACCGAACAAGGUGCACUAGGAACUAUCAUGGAACGACCAGACCCGGAUCGCUUCAUUGAUGAGACAAUGCCUGCCAUGCUGCACACCCCCACUACCCCGGAAGUUGAAAGUUGGAAUAUUCAAAUGCAAGCCACCCCAGGAGUGAUUGGUGCACAGGAAGUAUAUCGUGAUCCUCGCACUCGUCGGCUAGCUGAACAACAACAAAAGCAAAAAUCCGAACCAGUACCGGAAAAGCUAUCUUUCAAGGAGAAAAUGAAAAUGUUUGCACUAGAAUCAGGAGAGAAUAAUACUCCGAAGGAUAAAUUAAAAAUUUCCCGUGCUCAGCGUGAUAUCGAUGCCGUGCACUGAAAACCACAGUGAUACAGCUUUUGACCUGCGAAUUAGUCUCUCCGAGCCCAGUAGCUGACACCAAGCGAGUCUGUAUCAGGUGAAUAAUAGUACUAGAGGGAAAAGUGGUACGGUUUCGUGUUUGUUUUAGAGUAAACACAAUUGAAUGUUGAUUUUAGACGCUUUGAGACAUUAGGUGAUGCACGCAACAUCUAUUAUUUUGUAUACUUUUAACUGAAUCGAAAACAUUGUUUCGAAAUGACAAACGCACCAGGAAUGAUUGCGCGCGAUUUGUUAUUUAUUUUAGAAAUGUUUAUAUCAAAGUUAAACAAGAGAAUUCUUACUAGAUGAGAAAUAAACAGACCGAUCGAUUUGAUUGUUGUAAAAGUAAACAUAUGACAAUUGAAGGAGGAUCGGAAACGUAAAAAAACUACAUUUACGUGGACAAAACAUGGAAGUGAUAAACUCACUAGUAGAAAACCCAUUGGACCAAAAACAAAAGAUACAUUGAUUCUUACAACUUUUACGCAUAUAAUAAACGUGUUUUUAUCAAAAGAUGUGUAUUUCAAGCAAAGGCGUAAAUAGAUAAUAAUUCAUAUAAAAAACCCCACAUAACAAGUGUAGCAAACGAAACUGUGGUAAAGUGCGGAACAAGUACAGAGAAAAACCCUUUCUACAAACAGAUGUUGAAGUGAUUCGUAUCGAAGUCCUAUUUUGACUAGAUUGUUAGUUAUUUGUAUCGCAACUGUUUCAAACAAGUGACCUAAACGACACAUACGAAAUUUAAUACAAAGAAUUAGCGAUGUGUACUCUACCCUGUCCUUACCAGCGCUCAUAAGCCACCUUAAGUGCGAUGCACCUUAGGGUAAAUGGUCAAUUUCCGAACCUCACUUAACAUUUUUAUUGUUAAUAUUGAAACUACCUUAGAUAUUCGCUAAAAUAGUGACAAAUACAUUGUGUGAUUCGAAUACACAUUUUAUACAUGUUUACAAUUAGGAAAUCAUUGUAUAGUACUAUAGAGUAUGUUAUUGAUUUGUUUUCCAAAGUUGCAUUUUAUGUUUGAACACGACGUGGAACGCGUAAAGGAGAGUAUGUAAGAACGAAGGAAAACGGUAUAUUUAAGGAAUGAACGUUGAAACAUUUAUUUAGGUAUCAACUGAAGCGUUAAAGCAGUAUAAUUGAUUUGUUGUAGCAUUUCGGAAUCAUUUCAAAAAUUAUCUAAAUAUCAGCUAAAUGCAAGUUCACUAGUAAAAAGUUUCUAGCAAGUUUUACCCGAUUCUAAUUCAUAAAUGAUGGAAUAGAUAAUAGGCAGAAGUAAACAUUUGUAAGAGAAGUAAAAUAUUUUAAAACAUUUUACAUGCAGACGCAAACAUACAGACCUAUUCUCAACUAGUAGAAGUGUUUACUAAUUAACAAUACACUACACGUCGAAAUAAAAACACCUAGCGAUGCACAUGCGAUUCAAGUAACACAGGCGUAAUACAUCAUCAAUAUUUAUCAGAUGAUAGCGUAUAAUAAUGACUCAAAAAGUAGAUUUUUAUUAGGAUUUAGAUAAACACAACUAACAUUCACUUUAAAGGAAAAUACAACAACAAUGCAUAUGUUA